UGUAAUGGAUCCUUAGGAAAGAGACAUGAGUUUUGUAAGAGACCAAUUCAACUAAAAGAUAUCAUUUCCAUCUUAGAAGAGAUAAUACAGUAUUUACCACCAGGGCAAAAAUACGCAAUAGGAAACUUUCUCAAUACAUCCAUGGAAGAAAUCCCUCAGCCGACAGUGUGCAUGGUGCAAAGAGGAGGAUCGCAUACAGAAUACGUCGCCUGUAAUAAUUCUUUUGAGAAUGGUUGCAGAGACUUGGAAAAGCCCUCUAAUCUCAAGACGAUUAUCUCCCUUACUCCUACAAGUGACAGCGGCUCUACAAUUUCUAACUAUGUAGAACACAGCAAUCGAAGUGUAAAAAGCAAUGGAAAUGCUUCUGAUCAUGAUUGUUCCUGGCACACAGUUUUGAAAGUAUACAAAUACCAUCUUCUUGCUUUGGGUGGAGUGUUAUCAACCCUCAUGAUUAUCAUCGACUUAACGUGCAUCUAUUGGUGUGUGAAAUACAAGGUUAAGAACAAACUUCAAUCAACGAGAAAGGGGGAAAUUCAAGAGAUCUCUUGCAGACCGAUCACAGAGGCAAUGGCACGAAUCUAUAGAAAUAUGAACUUCGAUGGAAAUUCAAAUUAUGAUCUGGUAUCAAAUAGGAAAAAUGCAACAAAAACUUAUAUAUUUUACAAAGAAAUUGACUCUGCACACUACGAUAAAGGAUUCUUUAGACUAAUUACUGAAAGUGGUAAUUAUGAUUCUGCUUGGUCCAAUAUCUGUUCCACUCAAGUAACCCAUGAUGUAGAGUAUGAUCUAGUACGCAACGUUGGCAAUCUGAAAGUCCCAGAAGAAGAGAUUUACAGCAAACAGAUACUUGACCCCGAAGACUUCAAUACGCAACCAGAAACAAGUGCAAAAGAAAAAUAAUCUGAUUAUCCAAACGUUCCUCCAUACAUCACACUUGUUCAAUUCAAAAAUAAAUCUGAAAGAACAAUAGCUAAUGUAUCCCUUUGUGAAGUGUCUAAUCAAGAUCAACUCCAAGACAGAGAAUCAAACAUGAACAAAAAUUGUAAAGCAGAAAUAAACACAAAGUAACACAGCCAGGAUGGGAAAAAUGAUAACUGCAAAUCAGAAAUUGUUGAAUAACAGAAGGGUAAAAAGGACGAAAUCAUGACGUCUUUAUAAGAUAGGAAAAGAACCGUUGUUUUUCGGUGGAAAACAAAACUGAAAAGAGCUGUAUAAACUUCUUUCUGCUUUUUUCAUCUAAAAAUACAAUGAAUACGUUAACGCAUUGUGAAACAAUGAGAUAUAUAUAUAUUAGUUUGAUUUUGUAUGAAUUCGAAUUUUGCUCUCAAUGAAUUUGUUAGCAUUUGUUUAUGUUAACAGUUUUGUGUUUUUUAGAAGAUCUUACCAAAUAGCAUCUCACAUCUGACGUUUAGAGGUUUGUGAUUGCUCUGUCUAAAAAAUUGUAUUGUUUA
Saccostrea cuccullata (small rock oyster) is the source of this 1451-nucleotide messenger RNA. RefSeq lists its product as uncharacterized. The transcript is spliced from 5 exons. The record is from RefSeq and is a predicted model, not a curated record. The coding region runs from base 142 to 900 and encodes 252 amino acids. NCBI's taxonomy places the organism in Eukaryota, Metazoa, Mollusca, Bivalvia, Ostreida, Ostreidae.